Messenger RNA from Aegilops tauschii subsp. strangulata, 789 nucleotides. NCBI's taxonomy places the organism in Eukaryota, Viridiplantae, Streptophyta, Magnoliopsida, Poales, Poaceae. The record is from RefSeq and is a predicted model, not a curated record.
AUGGGCCGGCCGCCCGCCCGUGGUGCUACUGCACUCACACGCGUGAGGCCCGUGCCUGGCCAGCAGGACGACCGCGCUGCCUGCUCCCCGGGGCCGCAUCCUCCCACCCGCGUCGCGCCGCUGACCCUGCGCUCAGCCGCGUCACGGCGCGCUCCUUCCAGCGCCUGCUGGCUCCACCGCCGCACCUUCGGCUCGGCCACCUGCUCCUGGCCACGCGCGCUCGGCGGGUGGGCCGGCUCCGCUUCCCGCAACUGUCCCGUGCCGGCUCCCAGCUGCCUCGACCACGCUGACCGGCUCCCGGCUCCACCCCCGCGGCCUCGGCGUGAUGCAGCCCGCGCGGGGCCGGCUCCGUCCGCGACCCAGCCGGCCUCCUCCACGACGCCACGGCCGCACCGCCGCGGCUGCGUCCCGCUCGCCGCCUUGCAGUUCCAGCCGGCGCCGCAACCGCUCCUCCUCACGCGUGCCCGCAGUCGGCCCCGCGGGGCUCGUCUGCGUCCCCGCUGGCUGGCUCGCGGCCGCGGGCCGGCCCCGCCUCGCCUCCCGCCAGCCGGAGUCCGCCUCCGCGCGCGCUGGCCGGCUCCCCCGCUCCCUCGCCGCUUGGCCGCCGCAUCCCGCCUGCCAGCUAGGCGCGCCGGCUGGCCGCCCUGCCUUCAAGCCGGCUCCGCGCCGCCUGCCACAUGCCGCGCCCACCUGGGCCAGCUCCCCGCCGUUGUCCGCUUCCCGUGCGCGUGGCCCCGACCUCACCGCGCACCCCCAGCCGGCUCCGCCUCGCCAGACCGGCUCCCCUAA